UUUUUUACAAAGCAAAAAUAUGUAACCGACAAAAAAAAGUUAUGAGCCUUUUUUGUAUGUAUCCGUCGGAUAUGUGAUUUUUAAGUCGCGCUGCAUGUUUAUACAUUUCCCGAGUAAAAUUUAUAUAUUUUUUAUUGUUUAUUGUUUUUGAAGUGGCGGGGAAUUUUAGACAAAUUAAACAUGCUUCUGUGCUUCGCCUUAUAAGCAUCCAAGGAGCUGCGCUUCCCAAUCAAUUGGUACAGUCAAGCAGCAGCAGGCAGGCAGCAGCGGCGGCGUCACAGUGGAGACCCUCAGUCUCGCUUCAUUUCUGGAUAUAGGGGGACAUCUCUACAAUGUCAUAUCCACAAUUAGGAUAUCCAUAUUCGUCUGCUCCACAAUUCCUAAUGACAAGCAACUCUCUGACCACUUGCUGCGAGUCCACUGGCAGAUCCAUCGCCGACUCCGGAGUGGCCGCGUCCGGCCAGACGCCCGUCUACUGCCCGGUGUACGAGAGCCGGCUGCUGGCCACCGCCAGGCAUGAGCUCAGCUCGGCCGCUCUGGGGGUGUACGGGAGCCCCUACACCGGCGCUCAAGGAUACGGCAACUACGUUACUUAUGGAACAGACGCCUCUGCUUUUUACUCGCUGGGUACAUUUGACACAAAAGAUGCCACCGCCUCUGCACAUGCAGGAAUAACCCAAGCGACAGCCUACUAUCCCUAUGAUCCAACCUUGGGACAGUAUCAGUAUGACAGAUAUGGUUCCAUGGAUGGAGGACCAAGGCGGAAGAACGCCACACGUGAGACAACCAGCACCCUGAAGGCCUGGCUGCAGGAGCACAGGAAGAACCCUUACCCCACCAAAGGCGAGAAGAUCAUGCUGGCCAUCAUCACCAAGAUGACUCUAACACAGGUGUCCACUUGGUUCGCCAACGCCAGGAGGAGGUUGAAGAAGGAGAACAAGAUGACAUGGCCGCCCAGGAAUAAGGGUUCAGAGGAGAAGCGAUACGACGAUGACGAUGACGGCUCUCAAGAGGAGCCGAUAAAAAGCGAAAGUAAUGAAAAUGACAGUCGAGGUCGAUCCAGUAAAGAUCUCCAGCUGAGCGACCUGGAAGAUUUCGACACCCUGGAGUCCGAGAGUUCGGAGUGUGAAUUAAAGCACAGAUACCACAUGAACCCUCACAUGACGACCACCGGCGACUGCCCCGCCGAGCACCUCAUCAAGGACGUGUCUAUGAAAAUCUCAGGUCCCGUUUCCCUCGCUGCAGGGGAGCAGGACUUGAGCAAAAGUUGCCUCAAAACGAACCAGGAGGAGCCCAAGUCGUGUUACAGCCAACAGCCGCAGCAUCACAUAUUAGACGGGAAACCCCGGAUCUGGUCUUUGGCGCAGACUGCGACGUCCUUGGUCCAGACUGAGUAUCCGUCAUGUAUGUUGCGGUGCCAACCCCCGCCCCCCUCCUCCCUCAGCCCGCCACCUGCUGCUACCUCGCCGGCCUCCGGCUUGGACCACAGGCAGGACUCGCCCGUCACCACACUGAGGAACUGGGUGGACGGGGUCUUCCACGACCCUUUGUUUAGGCACAGCACUUUGAGCCAGGCACUGACCCACACCACCGUCUCCUGGAGCAGCGACACCCCAAAAGGACCCCUCCUGGAUGCGGAGAAGAACAGCCCUGGGGGGCUCCAGCAGAACCAGGAGGGGUCCAAAGACAGUGCAAUGACUUUCCCCAAAAACAUGAACAAACUCUUCUGCUCGUAACAACACCAAGUUGGACGCUUUAUUUUGAAAGGACGGAUUCAUCUCGUUGUCUGUUACAUCCUGUAACAUAAUUGAACUGAAAUUUCGUUCACAUGUUUUUUUUUUGUUUUUUUUGUUAUCAACGCACGCACACACUUGUAUAAUAAUAAUAUGUUUACAUAUUGGGAAAAAAAAAUCCCCGAGGUUUACAGUAUUUAUUUAUUUGACUUUAUUUCGUGUUAGCAUGCAUAAAUACCUUAAAUAAUUUGGAAAUCACUAUGAAAUAAAAAAGAAAAAAGAAAAUGGGUAUCACGGAAGCACAGCUUCAACAUUGUUCAUUGAAAAUAAAACUAAAUGCCUUUUUUGGGGAGAGCUAGGGUGGCAUUCCUUUAGCGUUGCUGUCCAGGGUGCUGGAAACUAAUAUGAUUUUGACAGUGCAUCUCAAUAAAUGGUUUCGUGGAAAAAAAUAUUUUAUUUUAGUAG
Messenger RNA from Nerophis ophidion (straightnose pipefish), 2198 nucleotides. It is a transcript of the gene irx4a, whose product is annotated as iroquois homeobox 4a. The record is from RefSeq and is a predicted model, not a curated record. The coding region runs from base 333 to 1736 and encodes 467 amino acids. The transcript is spliced from 5 exons. Lineage: Eukaryota; Metazoa; Chordata; Actinopteri; Syngnathiformes; Syngnathidae. Gene Ontology annotation, molecular function: DNA-binding transcription factor activity, RNA polymerase II-specific; RNA polymerase II cis-regulatory region sequence-specific DNA binding. Gene Ontology annotation, cellular component: nucleus. Gene Ontology annotation, biological process: cell development; regulation of transcription by RNA polymerase II; neuron differentiation.